Messenger RNA from Tinamus guttatus (white-throated tinamou), 1428 nucleotides. The record is from RefSeq and is a predicted model, not a curated record. NCBI's taxonomy places the organism in Eukaryota, Metazoa, Chordata, Aves, Tinamiformes, Tinamidae.
AUGGGCUGCCCGAGCUGCGCUCCGACGCUGCUGCUCCUGCUGCUCUCGUGCCCUUGUGCCGCCUCGCCGGGCUCCAGCGCCGGGAACGUCCCCGACGGCGCCUCCACCCUCGCCUUCGUCUUCGACGUGACCGGCUCCAUGUACGACGACCUGGUGCAGGUCAUCGAGGGCGCGUCGAAGAUUCUGGAUACCUCCCUGAGGAGACCCAAGCGGCCGCUCCACAACUUCGCGCUGGUGCCCUUCCACGACCCGGAAAUUGGUCCAGUGACGAUAACCACUGAUCCCAAGAAAUUUCAGUAUGAACUCAGGGAACUUUAUGUUCAGGGUGGUGGUGACUGUCCAGAGAUGAGCAUUGGAGCAAUUAAAAUUGCCCUGGAAAUCUCUCUUCCGGGUUCUUUCAUCUACGUGUUUACUGAUGCUCGCUCCAAAGAUUACAGGCUAACCCAUGAGGUACUUCAGCUCAUUCAGCAGAAACAAUCACAGGUAGUGUUUGUGCUGACUGGAGACUGUGAUGACAGGGAACACAUUGGUUAUAAGGUCUAUGAAGAAAUUGCCUCGACAAGCUCUGGUCAAGUUUUUCAUUUGGACAAAAAGCAAGUUAAUGAGGUGUUGAAAUGGGUUGAAGAAGCAGUUCAAGCCUCCAAGGUGCAUCUCUUGUCUACAGACCACUUGAGCAUGGCUGUGAAUACUUGGCAGAUCCCUUUUGAUCCCAGUCUCAAAGAGGUUACAGUGUCCUUGAGUGGCCCUUCACCAGCCAUUGAAAUUCGUGACCCGUUAGGCAAGCAGAUCAGCAAAGGAUCUGGACUGAAUGAAUUGCUAAAUAUCCACAACUCUGCUAAGGUAGUAAAUGUUAAAGAUCCAGAGCCUGGGACAUGGACAGUUAAGACAUCCAGCAGUGGAAGACACUCUGUUCGAAUCACAGGUCUCAGCACCAUUGAUUUUCGAGCGGGGUUUUCUAAGAAGCCAACCUUAGACUUUAAAAGAACGUCUAGCAGACCAGUGCAAGGGAUUCCUACCUUUGUGCUGCUGAAUACCACGGGGAUUGCUCUUCCAGCUAGAAUAGACCGACUGGAGCUUCUGAGUAUCACAGGGGAACUUCUCAAGACUUUACCAGUGAAAUACUAUCCUGACAGAAAGCCCUACGGACUAUGGAACAUUUCUGACUUUAUUCCACCAGAGGAAGCCUUUUUCGUCAAAAUAAUGGGCUAUGACAAGGAUGAUUAUCUUUUUCAGAGAAUUUCAAGUGUUUCAUUUUCUAGUAUUAUUCCUGAGGCUCCAAAAGUAACAAUGCCUGACAAAACUCCAGGAUAUUAUUUGCAGCCUGGGUCCAUUCCUUGUCAUGUAGAGAGUCUUAUACCUUUCACUCAACGUUUUAGUAAAAACGGAAUAAAACUAGGAGUGGAUCAGUUCUUCAAAACAGAUGAAUAA